UCGGGGAAGCAGGAAAGCUUAUCCUAGAGAAAAAGGCUUGGACGCAGGAGAAUAAUUUUACAUCGAGAUCUGCUGGGGAAUUUAUUUAUUUUUGGUUCUGGUUGUACGGAGGGAGGAAGCGGAGGGUGUGUGGGCCAGUCAAACCUGAGGCAGCCUGAAGGCCCCCUCAGGCGGCGCCGCGGGCAGCCCCGCAGCCGGGGCCUGGUGCAGCCGCGGCCGCUGUCAGGGAAGCGCAAGCGGCCAAUGGAACCCGGCAGUGGCCGCUGCUGCUGAGGCGGCGGUGUCGGCAGUCCGACCCCGACCGCCCGCACCCCCUCCGCGGGGGUCCCCCCAGAGCUUGGAAGCUCGAAGUCUGGCUGUGGCCAUGGGAGACACAGUAGUGGAGCCUGCCCCCUUGAAGCCAACUUCUGAGCCGACUCCUGGCCCAGCAGGGAAUAAUGGGGGCUCCUUGCUAAGUGUCAUCACAGAGGGGGUCGGGGAACUAUCAGUGAUUGACCCUGAGGUAGCCCAGAAGGCUUGCCAGGAGGUGCUGGAGAAAGUCAAGCUUUUGCAUGGAGGCGUAGCCAUCUCUGGCAGAGGCUCCCCACUGGAGUUGGUCAAUGGGGAUGGUGUGGACAGUGAGAUCCGUUGUCUCGAUGAUCCACCUGCUCAGAUCAGGGAGGAGGAAGAUGAGAUGGGGGCCACUGUGGCUUCGGGCACAGCCAAAGGAGCAAGAAGGCAGCGGCAAAAUAACUCAGCUAAACAGUCUUGGCUGCUGAGGCUGUUUGAAUCAAAACUGUUUGACAUCUCCAUGGCCAUUUCAUACCUUUAUAACUCCAAAGAGCCUGGAGUGCAAGCCUACAUCGGCAACCGGCUCUUCUGCUUUCGUGACGAGGACGUGGACUUCUAUCUGCCCCAGCUGCUUAACAUGUACAUCCACAUGGAUGAGGAUGUGGGUGAUGCCAUUAAACCCUACAUAGUCCACCGUUGCCGCCAGAGCAUUAACUUUUCCCUCCAGUGUGCCCUGUUGCUUGGGGCCUACUCUUCAGACAUGCACAUUUCCACUCAACGACACUCCCGUGGGACCAAGCUACGGAAGCUGAUCCUCUCAGAUGAGUUGAAGCCAGCUCACCGAAAGAGGGAGCUGCCUUCCUUGAGCCCAGCUCCUGACACAGGGCUGUCUCCCUCUAAAAGGACUCACCAGCGUUCUAAGUCAGAUGCCACCGCCAGCAUAAGUCUCAGCAGCAACCUGAAACGAACAGCCAGCAACCCAAAAGUGGAGAAUGAGGAUGAGGAGCUCUCCUCCAGCACCGAGAGUAUUGAUAAUUCAUUCAGUUCCCCUAUUCGACUGGCUCCUGAGCGAGAAUUCAUCAAAUCCCUGAUGGCGAUCGGCAAGCGGCUUGCCACGCUCCCCACCAAAGAGCAGAAAACACAGCGGCUGAUCUCAGAGCUCUCCCUGCUCAACCAUAAGCUCCCUGCCCGAGUUUGGCUGCCCACUGCUGGCUUUGACCACCACGUGGUCCGCGUACCCCACACACAGGCUGUUGUCCUCAACUCCAAGGACAAGGCUCCCUACCUGAUCUAUGUGGAAGUCCUUGAAUGUGAAAACUUCGACACCACCAGUGUCCCUGCCCGGAUCCCUGAGAACCGAAUUCGGAGUACACGGUCCGUAGAGAACUUGCCCGAAUGUGGUAUUACCCAUGAGCAGCGAGCUGGCAGCUUCAGCACUGUGCCCAACUAUGACAAUGAUGAUGAGGCCUGGUCGGUGGAUGACAUAGGCGAGCUGCAAGUGGAGCUCCCUGAAGUGCACACCAACAGCUGUGACAACAUCUCUCAGUUCUCUGUGGACAGCAUCACCAGCCAAGAGAGCAAGGAGCCUGUGUUUAUUGCAGCGGGGGAUAUCCGACGGCGCCUUUCGGAACAGCUGGCUCACACCCCCACAGCCUUCAAACGAGACCCAGAAGACCCUUCUGCAGUUGCUCUCAAAGAGCCCUGGCAGGAGAAAGUGCGGCGGAUCAGAGAGGGCUCCCCCUAUGGCCAUCUCCCCAAUUGGCGGCUCCUGUCAGUCAUUGUCAAAUGUGGGGAUGACCUUAGGCAAGAGCUGCUGGCCUUCCAGGUGUUAAAGCAACUGCAGUCCAUUUGGGAACAGGAGCGAGUACCCCUCUGGAUCAAGCCAUACAAGAUCCUUGUGAUUUCGGCUGAUAGUGGCAUGAUUGAACCAGUGGUCAAUGCUGUGUCCAUCCACCAGGUGAAGAAACAGUCACAGCUCUCCUUGCUCGAUUACUUCCUACAGGAGCAUGGCAGUUACACCACUGAGGCAUUCCUCAGUGCCCAGCGCAAUUUUGUGCAAAGUUGCGCUGGCUACUGCUUGGUCUGCUACCUGCUGCAAGUCAAGGACAGACACAAUGGGAACAUCCUUUUGGACGCAGAAGGCCACAUCAUCCACAUCGACUUUGGCUUCAUCCUGUCCAGCUCGCCCCGAAACCUGGGCUUUGAGACGUCAGCCUUUAAGCUGACCACAGAGUUUGUGGAUGUGAUGGGUGGCCUGGAUGGUGACAUGUUCAACUACUAUAAGAUGCUCAUGCUGCAAGGGCUGAUCGCCGCUCGAAAACACAUGGACAAGGUGGUGCAGAUCGUGGAGAUCAUGCAGCAAGGUUGUCGUCGUUGCUCAGGAGCAUCCCCGUCUGGCCCCGUGAUGACGGUGGCCCAGGUCAUCUGUGAGUGUCAGACGUAGCAUAGGCAGAGGCCUGCAACCAGAUAAGUGCCCAGCUCAGGACCCAUUCCCAAGAGCCUCUUCCCAGCCUGCCCUCUGGGUUCUAAGAUUCUGCCCCCUUACCCCUUACCCCUUACUUGGGGAGAUGUGUUGGUCCUCUUCCCCCUCCACCCAUAUGCCCUCACCUACAGAGGGGCUGAAGAGCCUGGGAUGAUGAGCGGCUCGAGUCAGGCCUUGUGCCAUUUCCUUCUUUCCGCCCAGGCAGAACUGCGUCCACGCUGUCAGGGAUCUCUGAGGUGGGAGGGAAGGGCCACUCCGGAUACUGCUGGCUCUGUAUUUGCUGUAGCUGUUGCUACUGCCCGCCUCCUGUCCAUCCAUGACCCUCAACCCCCCCUGCUUCCCCAGGUUCUCAGCUUCCUUGCUUCCAUGGCUCCAGCACCAUUCGCAACCUCAAAGAGAGGUUCCACAUGAGCAUGACCGAGGAGCAGCUCCAGCUGCUGGUGGAGCAGAUGGUGGACGGCAGCAUGCGGUCCAUCACCACCAAACUCUAUGACGGCUUCCAGUACCUCACCAACGGCAUCAUGUGAUACCCUCCUUCUCAGGCCCAGGGGCGGUGGGGGAUCCAGGGGACCCUCCCGGAGGGGCCCUUCUCUGAGAAACCCCAAACCAGGAAACCACCUACCCAACCAUCCACACAAGGGAAACGGAAGGCAAGAAAUACAAAGGAUCAUGUGGUAACUGCGAGAGCUUGCCGGGGGUGGGAGAGCCAGCUAUGGGGUCCAGACUUGCUGGAGCUCCCCUGCCCUCAGGCUCUGUGUCAGUAUUGCCACCCGACAGACUCCAGGACUCACUGCCCUCCAGACAGAGGUGAUGAAUGUGAGGGACGCCAGGGCCUGCCUUCUCGCCAGGAUCUGAGAGGUUCUCCAAGGCCAUCCUCUUCGUCUGUUCUGGGUCCCAGGGCGGUGGGAGGGUAGGUCCUUGGCACUGAGGACUCAAUCCUGUGGUUGGCCUUUGGCCAGGCUGCUGCCCAACUCUACCCCUCCCAGGAACUGGCCCCAAGCCCAGGUUCCCCGAUAGGUGGGCUCUGAACUUGCUGAGGUUCCCCACCUCAGGGGCGAGGAAGGGAAUUACCACAACCCCUCCCAUGUAUUGAGGGUACUGGCCUAGCUGUGGGGAAUUCCUUACCCUGAUCCCUUCCCCACACCCAGGGAAAUAGCUCUCAAUUUUUUAUUUUUAAUUUUUGUUCGAAAUAAAGUACUUAGUUAGCCA
This is a messenger RNA of Propithecus coquereli (Coquerel's sifaka), 3961 nucleotides long. It is a transcript of the gene PI4KB, whose product is annotated as phosphatidylinositol 4-kinase, catalytic, beta. NCBI's taxonomy places the organism in Eukaryota, Metazoa, Chordata, Mammalia, Primates, Indriidae. The transcript has 12 exons. The coding region runs from base 365 to 2713 and encodes 782 amino acids. Gene Ontology annotation, molecular function: 1-phosphatidylinositol 4-kinase activity. Gene Ontology annotation, biological process: phosphatidylinositol phosphate biosynthetic process; phosphatidylinositol-mediated signaling. Gene Ontology annotation, cellular component: membrane; cytoplasm. The record is from RefSeq and is a predicted model, not a curated record.